UAGAGUCAGACACAGCACAGAGGGGGCCGUUUUUCCACAGCCCUAAAGUUGCUCACAGUUCGCUAACUCCAGUUUAUAGACCAAUGCUCGAAAUAUCGAAGGGGCAGUAGAAGAUCAGAGAGCUGUCGAAACAAUCGCACGAGGCGUGAUGAUCUCUUAAUCUAACGAACCAUUUUCUUAAUUCCUUCAUGUCACUGUAGACCCGUUAUUUCUUGAGAAAGAACACCGAUACCACAACGUGCUAUAUCUUACCUGUUGGUUUGAAGCACGAGAACGUCGUAUUUUAUUCAGUCUGCCAGGGUUAUAUUUUACAUUUCGAGAGAUCACUUUGGAAAAUGAACUCAUAUUUCGACCGAUUUUUAUUACAAACUGUCGGGUGGCCUUCCGGACGGAGCGGAGACUCCAGUUGAGCUUUGCAGCGCUGUCAUGCUGCCCAAAGUCGAGACGGAAUCUCUGGGACUCGCUCGAUCGCAUGGGGAACAGGGGCACAUGCCAGGAAACAUGCAAGCCCCACAGUUUAAAAUGAUGGACUACUCUUACGAUGAAGACCUGGAUGAGAUGUGUCCUGUGUGCGGAGACAAGGUUUCUGGAUACCACUAUGGGCUGCUGACCUGUGAGAGCUGCAAGGGCUUCUUCAAGCGCACAGUUCAGAACAAUAAGAGGUACACAUGUAUAGAGAACCAGAGCUGUCAAAUCGACAAAACACAAAGGAAGCGCUGUCCCUACUGCCGCUUUCAGAAGUGUCUCACAGUUGGCAUGAAACUGGAAGCUGUGAGGGCGGACCGCAUGCGGGGAGGCCGCAACAAGUUCGGCCCGAUGUACAAGCGGGACCGCGCUCUGAAACAGCAGAAGAAGGCCCUCAUCCGAGCGAACGGACUCAAGAUCGAAGCCAUGACUCAGGUGAUGCAGACGGUGCCCACGGACCUGACGAUAUCCUCGGCCAUCCAGAACAUCCACUCUGCCUCCAAGGGCCUACCUCUAAGCCACGCUGCCUUGCCCCCCACAGACUAUGACCGCAGCCCCUUCGUCACCUCCCCCAUCAGCAUGACCAUGCCCCCGCACGGGGGUCUGCAGGGCUACCAGGCCUACAGCCACUUCCAGAGCCGCACCAUCAAGUCCGAGUACCCGGACCCCUACACCAGCUCCCCCGAGUCCCUCAUGGGCUACCCCUACAUGGACUCGUACCAGACCAGCUCCCCACACAGCUUCCCCCACCUCAUCGUGGAACUGUUGAAGUGCGAGCCUGACGAGCCCCAGGUGCAGGCCAAGAUCCUGGCCUACCUGCAGCAGGAGCAGGCCAGCAGGGGCAAGCACGAGAAACUCAACACCUUUGGUCUUAUGUGCAAAAUGGCCGACCAGACCUUGUUUUCCAUUGUCGAGUGGGCAAGGAGCAGCAUAUUCUUCAGAGAGCUUAAGGUUGAUGACCAAAUGAAGCUCCUUCAGAACUGCUGGAGCGAACUCUUAAUUCUUGAUCACAUUUUCCGACAAGUGGUGCACGCAAAAGAAGGCUCCAUCCUUCUCGUUACUGGCCAGCAGGUGGAUUACGCUGUAAUUGCCUCCCAAGCCGGAGCCACUCUGAACAACCUCAUGAGCCACGCACAGGAACUGGUGGGGAAGCUGCGUUCCUUGCAGUUCGACCAGAGGGAGUUUGUCUGCCUCAAGUUCCUGGUUCUCUUCAGCCUGGACGUGAAGAACCUGGAGAACUUCCACCUGGUGGAGAGUGUCCAGGAGCAGGUCAACGCCACACUGCUGGACUACACCAUGUGCAACUACCCCCAGCAGACAGACAAGUUUGGCCAGCUCCUGCUGAGGCUCCCGGAGAUCCGAGCCAUCAGCAUGCAGGCGGAGGAGUACCUCUACUACAAGCACCUGAACGGGGACGUGCCCUGCAACAACCUCCUCAUCGAGAUGCUGCACGCCAAACGAGCCUGAGACAGAGAGCGGCCCCCUCAGAGUGCCCCCCCCCCCUUACACACACACACGCGCGCGCACACACACACACACACACUCACACACACACACACACCUCCCACCUCUCCUUCCUUCUGUCCCCAGGACGUCUCUCACCAUCCCAUGCGAAUAGCUUACGUUGUCGAGACGCAACAGACAUUUGAUUCUAGAGACCUGGACAUCCUCACGAUUGUGCUGACCAGGAGUCAAUGGUGGAUCAAUCAGAAAGAAGCAUUCAGUGACAUUUGUGGGCAGUAAUGUCAAACUGACAUGAAAGAGACUUCUUUUUGGUAAUAAAAAAAAAAAAAAAAAAAAAGGUUGUCAUAGUGAUGUAACAAGACUUGCAGACUGUAAUCAACCAAAACGAGAACAAACAAGGAGAGCUUUGCACUUACUACAGAACAGCAUUGCGCAAAGAAGGGGACGCCCCUCGUGCUCCUUUUUGAACCUUGAAAGAUGCAGGUUGGGGUGGGCUUUUUAUUGACUUGAUGGCAAUUGUCAGUGUUGGUACAGUGUCUUUCUGAUAGAAGCUCUGAAGGCUGUUGACACAAAAGGCUCUUUUCAAUUGUUGGGUCUCGAGGCAUACAAACGACAGUGAAGAUGGACUGGGUUUGGUAUGGUGUUAUACCUUUAUUUGUGCCCAAACAGAGUAGCCUCUCACCAAAAACUAAACAAAACAAGUAAACCAACAAACUAUUACUAUAAAAGGCAGUAAUUUCAUCCUCGUUGUCAUUCUGAGGUUCCAGUUUAUAAGGCAACCGUUCACAGUCUACUUCAGCCGAUACUGAAGUUUUUACCCAAAGUAAGUUACGUUGUUUUUUGUGUGCGUUUAUAUUUUAAAGCAUGUGGUUUAAAGGAUCACCCAUCAAUCUUCAAAAAUAAGAUUUAUUAGUUACAAAUUUUUCCUGUUAUGGAAAAAAAGACGUGGAACAAAGUAAGAUCCCAGGAGAUAGGAAGGAGAAAUUCUGCCUCUGUCAAUACUAGACCAAAGCCUGCUGCAGAACAAAGUGUGGUGAUAAAAAAAAAACUUAAAUAUCAGUAUUAUGAAUUUGUGAUGUCACAGUUAUGUGAGUCUUGCCUUAUUUCAUUACCAUGCUAGCUAACCGUGCAGAUGUGAAUUAAAAUAUGUAAAAAAAUAUAUAUAAAGUAUUAAUGUUGUAAAAUUAAAA
This is a messenger RNA of Megalops cyprinoides (Indo-Pacific tarpon), 3119 nucleotides long. RefSeq names its product nuclear receptor subfamily 5, group A, member 2 (gene nr5a2). Bases 427 to 1932 code for a protein of 501 amino acids. Gene Ontology annotation, molecular function: nuclear receptor activity; RNA polymerase II cis-regulatory region sequence-specific DNA binding; zinc ion binding. The transcript has 8 exons. Gene Ontology annotation, cellular component: RNA polymerase II transcription regulator complex. Lineage: Eukaryota; Metazoa; Chordata; Actinopteri; Elopiformes; Megalopidae. Gene Ontology annotation, biological process: hormone-mediated signaling pathway; regulation of transcription by RNA polymerase II; tissue development. The record is from RefSeq and is a predicted model, not a curated record.